This is a messenger RNA of Cladophialophora carrionii CBS 160.54, 4251 nucleotides long. RefSeq lists its product as uncharacterized. The coding region runs from base 1 to 4251 and encodes 1416 amino acids. The transcript has a single exon. The record is from RefSeq and is a predicted model, not a curated record. Gene Ontology annotation, biological process: intracellular transport. Lineage: Eukaryota; Fungi; Ascomycota; Eurotiomycetes; Chaetothyriales; Herpotrichiellaceae.
AUGAAUGGCGGUGUGACUUUCGGCGCGAGCCAGUCGUUCCCUCAACCAUCGGCCGGAAACAACGGUGCUUUCAACUUCCAGCCCCCUUCGUCAAAUUCCUUCACCUUUGGGGCCCCUUCCGAUGCCCCAAAUCCUUUCGCGAACCUGAACGGAACAAGUGACGCGCAAGACAUAUCGAUGGAGUCGCCCCAGAAGAAAGCAGCAUUUGGGAACACCUUCGGGUCGAACAGUUUCACAUUUGGGCAGCCGGCACCACAACCGUCAAACCCGUUCGGUAGCCUCGAUGGGAAUCAGACGGCGAAGACGAAUGGCAGCAUCUUAUUUGGGCAGACGACUACGACUUCUGCGCCCUCCAAUCCAUUCGGUCAAUCCGCUCAAUCAAAUCCUUUCGGGGGCUUUGGUGGUUCGCAGCCUCCCGCAUCGCAGGCUCAAACAUCAGGUUUCGGCGGUUUUGGUUCAACCACAAACAACUCGUCGGCCACCACAAGUGCUUCCUUCGGCAGUUUCGGUCAGAAUAAUCCAAUCACUGGUCAAAGUGCACUGCCGGCCUUUGGAACUCAGCAAGGUAGUGACACGCAGACUCAAUCCCAACCUUCUAAGUUCGUCUUCGGACAGGCGAGUUCCAGCUCUCAGCCUCCGAGUAAGGGUCUGUUUGGCUCGUCGGCCCCGCCAGGCCAAAGCAGUGGCAGCAACCUCUUCGGACCUACGCCGUCUCAACCGUCUUCAUCAGGUUUCACAUUCGGCCAAUCCUCGAACCAAGCUGCACCCACAACCAACCCAUUCGCAAACCCCAACGCGUCGAAGCCCGAUGCUUUUAACUCUGCUCCCGCCUCGUCUGAUAAGUCUGCGAGCAUCUCACAACCAGUGGCGGAGCCAAACCCAGCCUUGAAGUCCCCAGAGAAGCUAGAGACUUCAGGGUCUGAUGCACCAGCCGUUAAUCCUUUUGCCGGCCUCUUCGGGAGUGCAAGCAGCACAGCGCAGGUCGCACCAGCUUCGAAGCCGGUGUUCAGCUUCAGUACACAAAGUCAACCACCCGCGCCUGUGGCUGGGGAGGGGCAAUCUAAACCGGCAUUCGGCUUUGGAACAGCAAGCAACCCCGGAGCUAAAGUGACAGAUGAUGCAUCAACACCGAUGCCAGGUAAUUCGCCAUUCACAUUUGCUUCACCAAGUCGAUCUGCAGCUCAAGCAUCGGACAGCUCUGAACCGAAGACCUCCGCACCCACUUUCAAAUUUGGCUCAACGGCUUCUCCGGGAGGUUCGACGGCAUCAGGGCUGUUCGGGAAGCCUGCUCAACCAGAAGAUUCAGAAGCUACCACUGACCCGCCGACGACUGAUGAAGACAAAGGAAAUGCCAAGCAAACCACUUCGACUCCGCCUUUCAGUUUCAACCGUCCCUCGCAGUCAGUUUCUAGUGGGGGGCUGUUUUCCCCAGCGAAGCCGUCCAUUGACAACGGCGCACCUUCGGGCGGAUUAUUCAGCAAGCUGAAUAGUGCUGUAGAGACGUCUGCCAAAACGCAGCCGCUGUUUGGUGCCCAAGCAAAGUCGGCGACCCCGACAUUCACGUCCGCGUCCGAGGUGGGGACAGAGAGCAGCACGGGUGCAGCAGAGGCGCUUAAGACUGCGCCACCCACUUUCGGUGGUGCGUCACUUCAAGCGUCCGGACAGUCUCAGCCUGCGCUGAAACCGCAGUCCACCGCGGCGAGGUCUGAGGCCGCAUCUUCUCAAGUCAGUAAGUCUCCUGCCGCGAAACCAAGCUUUCCUGCACCUGGCCCGGCCACUCAAGCUCAGAACACCGCCGAGAACACACCAGACUCUGCAGUAACGCAGGCACCCAACAAACGACCAGUUUAUACCAAGGGCCCAACACGCGUACCUGGCCAUAUCACUGCCCAGCAGUUCCAAGAAUAUGAUCGCGACUAUCGCCUUCAUUCGUUGAAUCACGGUUUCCAACAGAAGCUUGCCUCCCUGGACCCCCGCUCACAUGACUUUGACAACGUUAUCCGUCAUUAUGUUGCCGCACGUGACAACAUCGGAGCUUCGCUGGGGAUGUAUAUACGUAAUGUUGCAGGCACAAAGCGAAAGGGUGAUCAGGUUGACGAUCACGAGGAACCGGGGCAAAACAAGAGAAGCCGAGAAGAACCUGCGCAAAAGCCAUUCAGCUUCGGUGGUACCAAUUCCUCGCAUUCAACCUCAUCUGCAACCAACAACGCUGCCUCUACACCCUCACAGGGGACGAAACUGCCCGACGACGGUAUUCCGAAAUCAACGUCCGCCAGCACAAGUGGUCUUUCACAAUCCACAUCGGGCUUCAAGCCAACCACAGCCAAUACUGCAGGGUUUGGCCCAACAUCCAGUGGAAGUACCAACGCAUUUGCCUCUCUCAAUACAGGCUCGACUUCUACCACAUCUGCGCCAUCGACGACUCCAGUCAAGUCACCACCAAAGAAGCCUGGUUUUGAGAUGCCUAAAUUUGGUGGUGGAAGCAGCACCAACUUUCUUGCCGCAUUUGGUCAGCAAGCGAAGGAAAGCUCAGCUAAGUUUGAAAAAGAUCUCCUCGAGAAGCGCAAGGCUGAAGAGUUUGACUCCGACGAAGAUGACGAAGAGCAGUACCGUAAGAAAGUCGAAGAGGACAAUCGGGCCAAGCGCGCAAAGAUCGAUGCCAUUGCCAAAGGUGGCUUCAAGCCUUCAUUCGGGGCUGCUUCAACGGAGAAGGCGGGCAAGCCUGCUUUCGGCGGCUUGGGCACUGCGGCUUCAGCAAAUUCUUUCGCCGCUCUCACCUCAACACCGAUAUCUGACGGACGAUCAGCAGCUGAUGAUGAUGACGACAAUGAAGAUGGCAGUUACGUCGACGAUAAGGACGAGGACGAGGACGAAGCCAACUCAUCCAGCGAUGAUCGGACUGAUGAUGGUGAGGAUGGAGAGGGCGGUGACGCCGAUGCGGAGGAAGAGCAGCGCGAAGAGAGCCUACCCGAAGACGAAGUCGUUCAAGAAGGCGGAGAUGAAGAAGACGACGACAACGAUCUACAGGCUGCCAUGGAUCGAGCGAGAAAGAAUCCCAAUGCUGGCAAGAGCUUGUUCGAGCGGAUCGAGCCUAACCCGAACAAAGAGAAAGCCACCCCAACUACAAACGGGAACAAGAAGGAGCCUGAGGACGCAAGCCCUAUCAUGCAACCGACGAAGAACUCCUCGUUCCCUCCUGCGGUCUGGGGCUCCCACAUUGGCAAGACAACGCCUGAGCAGCCUUCAUUUUCUCCUUUGACCCCUACUACCGGUGCUUCGACUGUGAAGCCAGCCAGCACCUUCAUCUUCACUCCGGCGCCUACCACGACACCUACUCCAGCUCUAGGCGCCUCGAUCUUCUCUGGCGGCGCUGUCAGAGGCGGUCCCGUUCCAGGAGAAGGUUUGUUCGGCUCAAGACCAAGCACACCCAGCAAUGCAGAGAAGAAUGGCAAUCUCGCCAAAUCAGUCCUCACUUCUCCAGCGGGAACUGACAACACCUGGAAACCAGGCAACAGCAUAUCCUUCGCGAAUGGCGACAAUGCUCUAAGUGCUCCUACCUUCAAGUUCACUGCGGCUUCGCCUGGGGAGAAAGACAAGAAUACCUCCAGUCCCUUCGGCACUCUCUUUGGAACUGCUGCUCCUGGCUCAAGCGGUACUGUCACACCUAAUCUCGGGUUUCAAUUUGGUGCUCCUACUUCCACUCCGGCACCAGGCUUUCUAGGUGCGGUUUCCCAUCUUGCAAGCGGAUCUGCAGCCAGCUCCGCGGCCUCCUCUCGGGCUACAUCGCCGGGUGUCUCAGAAAAUGAAUCUGUUGCUACAAACGAAACGGAGGAUACCACCGAAGACCCGCAGACAUCGUUGAUGGAUUCUCGCGCCGGCGAAGAGAACGAAACCACUCUGUGGGAAGGCCGCUCUAAAGCACUCAUGUUUGUCAAUGCCGAGACGGCAAAAGGCACGAAGUAUACGCCCAAUGACUGGAACUCUGUGGGCAUUGGUCAAGUGCGCGUGCUCAAGGACAAAACCAGUAACAAAACUCGCCUGGUCUUCCGGGUCGAGCCAUCCGCGAAUAUCCUUUUUAAUUCUCAUCUCGUGGGCAGCACGACAUACGAAAGCGUACCGAGCAACAAGAGUGGUGCGGUGCGAGGAGCGCUCAUGUACAAGGGCAACCUCACACGAUUGGUGUUCAAGUUAAAGACGGCAGAGAUGGCCAACGAGUUGGCCAAGGUCUUGGAGGAGAACAAGAGUGUUUGA